GAGAGAUGGAUAGGGAAAUGCUGUAUUGUUUUGGUUUGAUGUUUGGAAUUCUGGGAGUGAUUAAUAGUAAUGGAGUGAAUGCAAUUGGUGGAAGGAAAGGUGAUCCUGUCAAGUUUGAUGAGAACUAUGAAAUUAGAUGGGGACAACGCAAUGUUUUGUCGCUAAAUCAAGACAGACAAAUUCAGCUUUCCAUGGAUAAUUCUUCUGGGUCUGGAUUUGGUUCGAAGGUAAGCUACGGCUCAGGAUUUUUUCAUUUGAGGAUAAAGGUACCAGGCAGGGAUUCUGCAGGCGUGGUAACUGCUUUCUAUGUUUCUUCGAGAAGCGAUCAUCAUGAUGAGCUAGACCUGGAGUUCCUAGGCAACAGUGAAGGGAAGCCAUACAGUUUACAGACGAAUGUGUAUGUUAAUGGUGUUGGAAACAGAGAGCAAAGGAUUGUUCUCUGGUUUGAUCCCUCUGCUGCCUUCCAUACUUACAGAAUCCUCUGGAAUCAACACCAAGUUGUGUUUUACGUGGACAACACCCCGAUCAGAGUUUUCAAGAACAACGAAAAUAUCGGGGUGGGUUAUCCUGGGCAACCGAAGCUGGUAGAAGCAAGCAUUUGGAACGGAGAAGAUUGGGCAACAGACGGAGGGAAAACGAAGAUAAACUGGAGCUACGCACCCUUCCAAGCUAAUUUCAGAGCAUUUGACGUCAGCGGUUGCCCCUACGACGCAAAGACGUCGUCGUGUUAUUCUUCUGGUUACUGGUGGAACAGAGAGCAGUACUGGAAAUUAGAUGCUAAUCAACAGAAAGCAUAUGAAGAUGUCAGGAAAAAUUAUACCACCUACGAUUACUGUUCUGAUACCAAUAGAUUCCCUGUUCAACCUAAAGAAUGUCCCUUCAAUGCCUAACCCCAUACAUAUAUACAUUAUAAACUAAUAAUUGAAAUAUACAUCUAUAUCUGAACAUAUAUUUGUAAGUAAAUUUCUUUCUUCUUCUUCUCUCU
Carica papaya (papaya) is the source of this 985-nucleotide messenger RNA. RefSeq names its product putative xyloglucan endotransglucosylase/hydrolase protein 1. Gene Ontology annotation, biological process: cell wall biogenesis; xyloglucan metabolic process. The record is from RefSeq and is a predicted model, not a curated record. Lineage: Eukaryota; Viridiplantae; Streptophyta; Magnoliopsida; Brassicales; Caricaceae. Gene Ontology annotation, cellular component: cell wall; apoplast. Gene Ontology annotation, molecular function: hydrolase activity, hydrolyzing O-glycosyl compounds; xyloglucan:xyloglucosyl transferase activity.